This is a messenger RNA of Daldinia caldariorum, 1424 nucleotides long. RefSeq lists its product as uncharacterized. The transcript is spliced from 4 exons. Lineage: Eukaryota; Fungi; Ascomycota; Sordariomycetes; Xylariales; Hypoxylaceae. The coding region runs from base 1 to 1296 and encodes 431 amino acids. The record is from RefSeq and is a predicted model, not a curated record.
AUGGCUACAACCAAGGGCAAGACGUGUCUAGGAGCUUAUCUCUGCUUGUAUGAGCCGUGCGAGUCGGUCAAUGACCUCGACGUGGUGGAACAUUACAACCAAUCCAAGAGUCGUGAGGCGUUUGAUGUGAGAGACAUCGUGGAUAUCUUGCGUCAUAUGGACCACCAAACUCACAUUGACAUUCUCCGAGAAUCCUUGGCCCAAGCUGAGGACAAGGACAGUCCCCAGCCAGAUCGAGAAGCGUAUCUCCGAACGAAGAUACGCCAGGAGCUUCGAAAAUACUUCUUUCCGGCUAUUUAUCGUCUUCACGGUGACACUGAAUUCCACAGCCACAGCACGAUCGAAGAGCUCGUGGAAGUCACCCUUCAGAUAUCUGCAGGGAUUAACACGACGUGGUAUCCUGAUAACCGUUAUCCCUUGGUUCUCAGGAAGUUUGGAAAGGCCCCAAGCCCACCUCAUCUAGAGACCUUUCAUCAGUUUACACAGCUUAGCGCCGAAGUCAGAGCUAUGAUCUGGGAGUAUGCGGUGACAGGUCAGAAUCGAGUCGUGAGUACGUACCGUUUGCGCAAAGUUACUCGAGCCCCUUGUCCUGUCCUAUUCCUUGUUUGCAAGGAGGCCUUGUUCUGGGCAAUCAAGAAGUACAAGAGAGUCAGGAACGGAGAUCUCCUCUAUGGCAGUAUCAUGCCGGGCUAUUUCAAGGCCACUGGACCGGUCAUCUCGUUCGAGGACGACAUUGUGAACAUCGGCGACUGGGACGCCUGGAACAACAACAAGGGAUCGAAAUGCUAUGUCACAGAUAUAUACAAUAGAAGAGCUGCAGGUCAGGGCCUCCAGCAGAUCCACCAACGCAUCGAGAAACUGAGCAAAAUCGGCUUCCGCCGGGUUGUCGUUGACAAAAACACCCAUGUGCACCCCGAGAUGUUGUUCUACAAGAACUCACGCAAGAUCCUCACGACCUUCAAAAACCUCAACAACCUACGGAGCGAUUGGUGUUGGAAAUGGACCGACAAGAUUGAAGAGAUUUGGCAAUCGGAUGAAAUCCUCAAUCGGGUCGACAGCACUUGCAGGACGCAUUUUGUCCGGAUCUUCCCCCCUCUCCCCGGUAAUGAGUGCCAGUGCUCUCUCUGCCUCCGAGCCGAUCUCAACAUCGGGGUCAAAGUGCUGCCUUACAAUAAGCCAGAGCCUGGUGACAUUGAAGAGCACGAGAGAAUCUUCAACAGGGUCGAGCCUCAUCGGUUCUGGAAUGGAACAGGCCUUGGUAGAGACUCACCGUUCCACCACUUUCUUGCGCAGUGAAGCCUGGGUGUGCAAGAUUUCCUUUGCAUCGGCCGUGCGACGGGAUGCGUAGAUAUCUAUCCACUGGAUAGCAUAUUAAUAGUAGAUGGGUUAAAAGCAUCGGCUUAUACCCGACAGGAUUCUUUCCC